AGCUACAUGUAUUAGUUUAUGUAUGGCGAUAGUUCAGCACUUUGUUCGUAGAUGUCGAUAGAAAUGGAGGUUGUUUUUCUGGCUAUGCUUCUUCCCUUGCUAACCAACGCCGCUAAAACUGGACGAUUCCAAGAAUGUCCCGAGGGAUGGACAUGGGUGAAUAGAAGCUGCUACAGAUAUGUGGAAGAAGAAGUUGAGAGGUACACUGCUCCAGACAGGUGUCGAGAACUGUAUAAUGCUUCCCUAGCAACGAUUGGGAAUAUCAAAGAGAAUGAAGCCGUCAAAGAUCUUAUUCAUGGUCACAAGGAGGCGUGGAUCGAUUUUAAAGGAUAUCGACGGAACAGCAAAUAUCGGUCUAGGUUUCAUCACUUCGAAGGUUUUCCAGGACGCCGAGAAAACUGUGUAAAGAUAUUACAAAGUGGCUAUUGGCGAAAUUUCUAUUGUGGUGAUGAAAGCCCUUUUGUGUGUAUGCGAAAAGCUGAUUGUGACCCUGGCUGGGGUGGGGAUUCUUGUGAUCGCCCGUGUCACUGUUACCUGAACUAUAGCUGUUCGGGAACAACUUGUCCGUAUGGGUGCCAACCUGGGUGGACCGGAUCUUUAUGUGUCACUCCCCGAGAAAAAACUAAAGUGUCAUACUACUGUAUGAAACAAAGGGAAGGAGGCUACUCUCUGAUGGUUUCCUUGAUCCGGUGGGACCUCAGCUCAACCUACAAAAGAAUUGGAGCAGUGAACGCUGAAGGGGAGAUCAGUCCUCACUGUUUGAAAUAUCAUAAAGUCAUGCAUGGUGAAAAGCGUUUUAGUGUUCAAAUUCAAAACGUGUCAGGACUUUUGAAACCAGCUUGUCCUGCAGAAACAGUUGCUGAUGGGAUCCUGCGAUGGACGUUCAAACUUCAGAAGAAAGAAGGUAUAGAAUCAGUUGAAGAUGAAGAACUUCAAGUCCAGUGUGAUCUGUCUGAAGCUGAUGAUGCUACACAUGAUUCUGAGAGUGUUGUGAUGGAGAACAUUCGGGAGAGAUCCUUAACUACUGCCACACAGACACGAGUCAGUGUACGGACAUACAUAGCAUACCCUGACACACUGGAACCAGUCAUAAACGUCGACCUUGGUGAUCGUGUCAGACUGGUGGCCACGCUUCCUGAAGGGGACGAUGUCGUCAAUCCGUUCUUUUACCCUCGGAACUGUCAAGCUGUAUCUCCAGAUAGGAAGGUUUCCAUACAACUAAUCGACUUCUAUGGGUGUAGUGAGAACUCGGACAUCGGCUUUGGAACACUCAACCAGAACUCUGGCGUAUUCCAGUCGGAUAUAUUUCCCAUGUUUCGGCCUUUGGGCUACACCGAGGUGGUGUUCACUUGUACUCUUGUAGUACCCUAUUUACACCAUGUAGCUCCUGAGAGUUUGUGUUAACGUCGACUGGACAGAGUGGCGUACAAGUACACUGGAACGGCGACAGAACCAAAGCUAUCAUGGUCAUGUCAAGAACCAAGAAGGAGCAGAAAGCAGGCUGCUGUGCCUGAGGAUGAACCUGCAUAGACAUCUGUUCAAUAUGGUCCUGUCUGACAUUCAAUUUCAAAUGUCUGUUUGAUUAAAAAUAACACUUGUCAACCCUG
Molecule: messenger RNA, 1607 nt
Organism: Haliotis rufescens (red abalone)
Lineage: Eukaryota; Metazoa; Mollusca; Gastropoda; Lepetellida; Haliotidae
Exons: 13
Coding region: 52-1404 (450 amino acids)
Source: RefSeq, a predicted model, not a curated record